AUGGGUAUCAACAAUCCGAUUCCAAGAAGUUUGAAAAGCGAGACACGGAAGGCGGCCAAGAUUCUGGCAUCUUUUGUGAAGCCGAAUCAGGUGUUUGGGGCUGAUCAGGUCAUCCCGCCAGAUGUGUUGAAGAAGGCAAAGGGGCUUGCAGUGAUCACCGUUUUAAAAGCUGGGUUUCUUUUCUCGGGGAGAGCUGGUUCCGGUGUCAUUGUGGCGAGGCUCCGGGAUGGCACCUGGUCUGCGCCGUCUGCUAUUGGGAUGGCCGGUGCCGGUGCCGGUGGGAUGGUAGGUGUUGAGUUGACGGAUUUUGUUUUCAUAUUGAAUUCCCCUGAGGCUGUGAAAUCCUUUUCGGAGUUUGGGACCAUCACAUUGGGUGGUAACAUCUCGGUGGCCGCAGGCCCCCUUGGUAGAAAUGCGGAGGCUGCGGCGUCCGCAUCUACUGGUGGUGUUGCCGCGGUGUUUGCGUACUCAAAGACUAAGGGUCUCUUUGCAGGUGUCUCUGUGGAAGGUUCUGUGAUAUUGGAGAGAAGAGAGGCCAACAGAAAGUUUUACGGUGACAGUUGCACGUCUAAAAUGAUUCUUACCGGCAGAAUUAGACCUCCUCCAGAGGCUGAUCCCUUGUUCCGAGUUUUGGAAUCCAGAGCGUUUACUUACAGGUCGAGGGACGACGACUAUGAGGAUGAUGACUACUACGACGAUAUCCCAGACUCGUUUGAUUCUGGGGAUGUCAGUUCAAGAAGAGCCAACACCAGGUCUACCAGAAUGAGAAACGGCUCUGGUUCCCGUCGCGAGUCCAGUUAUUAUGAUGACGAUGACGACGAAUACGAUGAUUACGGGUACCCAAAUCGUCGACGCGGUGCAUCUCGCCCCUCAGCCUCCAGAGGUGGCGCCGGGUAUAGCCGCAGGUCAGCUCACAAUGACGAUGCUGACGACUUCGAUAACGAUUCGAACAGCGCGGGUAACUAUUACGCCACUCAUAGAUUGCAGCUAAGUCCUCGUCGUGGUAGAAGUGGGAGUGGCAGCGGUGGUGCCUCUGCAUCGCGUUGGGAGGAUGACGUGUAUGACCGGGGACAGGGGCAGCGGUCCAGUAGAUACAACGACGGGAAUGAUGUGGAUGACUUGUCAAACAGGUUUUCAAAAUCAAGGAUUUCAUCCAAUGGUGGCUCAGCAGGUGUGAACCGCUCUACGAAACCUUCUUCAUCACCCUCGAUAUCUGGUGCGCCAAAGGCUGUUGCGCUGUACAGCUUUACAGGAGAGGAGUCUGGUGAUUUACCCUUCAGAAAGGGUGAUGUAAUCACUGUCUUAAAAAAAUCGGACUCACAAAAUGACUGGUGGACGGGCAGAGUUAAUGGAAGGGAGGGUAUCUUUCCUGCCAACUACGUUGAACUGGUAUAG
This is a messenger RNA of Huiozyma naganishii CBS 8797, 1395 nucleotides long. RefSeq names its product SYLF and SH3 domain-containing protein. The record is from RefSeq and is a predicted model, not a curated record. Gene Ontology annotation, biological process: actin filament bundle assembly; actin cortical patch localization. The transcript has a single exon. Gene Ontology annotation, cellular component: actin cortical patch. The coding region runs from base 1 to 1395 and encodes 464 amino acids. Gene Ontology annotation, molecular function: actin filament binding; phosphatidylinositol binding. NCBI's taxonomy places the organism in Eukaryota, Fungi, Ascomycota, Saccharomycetes, Saccharomycetales, Saccharomycetaceae.